AUGCAGAAAUCAUAAAAUUCUCAGCCAUUUUAAGAAUAUGACCCAAGUUAUGAUUACAAUGAAGUUUCUUCAGGCCUAAAGAGCAGCAAUCAUGAAAUAUUCGCUUAUAAUUUACCCUCUAAGAAAACAAAAUUAUUUAAGUCAAUCAGUAAACUCUAAUAAAGCUAAGAAUUCCAAAAUUAGGAAAACUAAAUUUUGAAUCGCUAAUAAGUGGCAUAGGAACCCGCAUCAUUUGAAUAUGAUUAGGAAGAAAGCAAUAAUUUUCUAUUGAACUAGAGCUAUUUGAUUCCAAAUGAGGAUAACUACGAUUUGACAAAGCAGAGUUUUUAUGAAAGAUAAAUUACAACUCAAAAAACAGUCUAGUAACUCAUUACAGGGUAAUCCAUAUCCUAAUAUCCAAACAAUAAAUAAACAAAGAAAAAGACAAGUUCAAAAAAAGUUAAUUUUAUGUAAAUCAAAGGGUCAAUAGAUAAUAAAGAGAUAAUGCCUUAUAAAAUGGAAGCUAAUGAUAGGACUCAUGAUUUUCCUGAAUCUUAUAAUGAAGACUGCUUAUCUGAAGAAAAUAUUGAUUUCUAAGAGUAGGUACAGUCGAAUAGAAUGCUUAAAGAUCAAAGUUACUAAGAAGCUUAAGAUUUACCUAAUAUUUAAAUAAAUACAGAUAAAAACAAAAAAGAACAAAUCAGGCCACUUAAUACUAGAAGGUAAAGAAAAUUGAAUCAAAAGCUUUCAGACUCUAUAGAUAAAAUGACUAAGAAAACUUCUUGGCCCUAUAAAUGCUUUGAAAAAUUGUGUUUAGCUAAUAAAUCACAAAAUUAAAAGAGAGAUUUAAUGGAAAGAAGGAAAUCUGAAAGAUUAUUAAGAGCAAUGAAGGUUAUAAACAACAUCUUUAUUGAAAAGUAAAAAAGAUAAGAUUAUCUUUGGAGAAAAGUAAGAGCUUUUGUUUUAUCUGGAAUUUUCGUGAGAACUCUCUAAGAAUAAACAAUGUGGUCUUAAAGGAAAAUUUUAACAGGUAUCUCUGAUAGGAAGCAAAAACUCUGGGAAACUGGCUAAGAGUUUGAAGAGUCAGCUCUUUUGAAUAGAUAUAAAUGCUGGAUUAAAUAUGAUUCAAGCUACAGAGUAUUUUGGGAGUUCAUUAUGGCCUGCAUUUUUUGCAUAUCCUUCUGGUUAACUCCCCUUAAUCUAGCUACUCAUUUUCUUUCUUACAAUUCCCUCAGAAGUUUCGAGAUAUUUAUUGAUAUGGUUAUUUUGUUCGACAUUGUCUUUAAUUUUGUAACUGAGGCGAGAAAAGAUGUUAUUAUUUUGACAACCCUUAAAGAUACAGCGAAACUUUAUCUCAAAACAUAUUUUUUUAUAGACAUUGCCUCUUCAUUGCCUUCAUUAUUAGUUUGGGAAUAAAAUAUCUACAUUUAUCCAGUGAAGAUUAUAAGAUUUAUUAGAGUCAAAAGAUUAUUCAAAUUCUUUGAAUUUCUUGAAGCCUUUGUACUUAAUUUCAAAAUUAAUCAAAGACACAAGUAGUACGUGCAUAAAGUUAUCAAGAUGAUCUAACUUAUAUUUUUGUAUUUCCUGCUAUUUCAUCUAUGCGCUUGUGUUUGGUUUUAUAUGGGAUAUGAUGACGAGAAUAUAGGACAUCAGGAUGAAUAAUUUAUUUAUCAAAAAGGACCAGAUUCAGAUGGUGACACUUAUUUUAUUGAUGGCUGGAUUGGAUACUACAUCUUAUAUUUAGACCUCAAUUAGUAUGCUUAGGUUUAUAUCAGAUCAUUUUAUUGCGUUGUGUAAUCAUUUACGACGAUUGGAUUUGGAGACAUUAGUGCCUAUAGAAGAAAUGAGUACAUUUUUGCAAUGGUCAUCAUUUCCUUAGGCCAGCUAUUGUUCUCUUAUAUUCUGGAAAGAAUGAGAAGAGUCCUGCUUUCUAAAAAUGAAAUAGAUACCUACAAAAUCUAGAAUGAAUUAUAGGAGAACGCAGAAAUUAUGCUCAUAAAGUUCUCUAAAAUUAAAGGAGCUAAGCCAAUCAAAAAUAAAGAUAUAAAGCUUUGCAGUUAGUACAUUAAAGAAAGUUUUAAAAACAAUCAUAAGAACAUUUUGAAGGACAAGUACUUCAGAAUUUUAAGUCCAAGACUUUAGAAAAAACUCAUCAUUGAGCUUUUUGAUAAACAAUACAAAAAAUUUAUAUAUUUCUUUGAGGACUUUGAGCUUAAAUACAAAGCCUCAGAUGAUUUUAUAUCUGGUUGUCUUUCAAACAUGGAGUUAAAUAUAUUUUUCUCGAACUAAACCAUUUUAAAACAAGGACAAAAGUUUGAGUGUAUUUAUUUUAUCAAUCAUGGACAUGUUGGAGUAUUUGACAAGUUUAACAAUUUUCUUAUUAAUUAUGUUCCUGGAGGUUAUUUUGGUGAUUUUUAGAUUAUUCUCGAACUUAAAUCACAAUUUACGUAUUGA
This is a messenger RNA of Stylonychia lemnae, 2433 nucleotides long. The record is from the annotation of a GenBank genome assembly. NCBI's taxonomy places the organism in Eukaryota, Ciliophora, Spirotrichea, Sporadotrichida, Oxytrichidae.